AUGCACCAAGGCGAUCAAUUUAGUCACACUGUACUUCCAAGGGCUCACACCUUUGGGCUUGGGAAUACUGAUACCUUCUUGCCCCACAUCCAGCAGCUUUUCGAGGUUAAAGGAGUCACUUCAACGGUUGGCGCUACAUACGAAGUCAUCGAUACAAAUGAUCCCAUCCGCACCGGAGAGCGCCUCAUGGCCGACCUUUCCUAUGCCGUGCUGCCAACCCUGGCCGUUGGGAGUAGCAACGACCUCAUUUACUGCAACUUGGGCUGCAGUCGUCGCGUUUCCCGGCAUGCAGCAAGUAGAGUCACCUGCGAGACUGGCUGGUCUCUCGAUGUCUGUUGCUGUAACGAGUCUUGCAAAGACGAAGGCCAAGCGCGUCACGACUUUGGAUGCGUCUGGCUGAAGAAGUACAGGCCCGUUCUUCCCCAGGAACCCGAUGCUCACGAUUACUACAUGCCUUGGAUCGUCGUCCUGCUCCUUGCAGCACGGUACCUCGAGCUUCAGGGCACCACGCCAACCAAUCUCCACCAGCAGUCCAUGUACCAAUAUUUCUUCGUUAGCGGCUGGAAGAGCAUCCAGCCCCUUAGAGACAACCGUGACUCACGGCCCCCAUCCCAGAUUCAACACUGGUCCACUCUGGCUGAAACGUAUCUGCUACAAGCCUUCUUCCUCCCACAGACCCUUGAUCUCGAUACCCUAUUCGACCUGAUCUGCGCUCAUGAAACAAGCGUCUCGGAAAAAAUCUUUUUUUAUACUAUGAUCAUCCCACAUCAAUCUCCGGGCGUCCAGCGCGGCAAGCAAUACGGCCCAGCUGUGUUCUUGCGGAUCACGCUCGCCAAUCACUCUUGCGCGCCCAAUGAGUUGUUCACUUUCACGUGUACGUGCCCGAGGUGUUUGCAGGAUGAACAGGUCCAAAAUUUGUGGGAUGCGUUUUGUGAUACGUCGUUUUUGCGGGCUUAA
This is a messenger RNA of Aspergillus costaricaensis CBS 115574, 957 nucleotides long. RefSeq lists its product as uncharacterized. NCBI's taxonomy places the organism in Eukaryota, Fungi, Ascomycota, Eurotiomycetes, Eurotiales, Aspergillaceae. The transcript is spliced from 6 exons. The coding region runs from base 1 to 957 and encodes 318 amino acids. The record is from RefSeq and is a predicted model, not a curated record.